Messenger RNA from Monodelphis domestica (gray short-tailed opossum), 3241 nucleotides. NCBI's taxonomy places the organism in Eukaryota, Metazoa, Chordata, Mammalia, Didelphimorphia, Didelphidae. The record is from RefSeq and is a predicted model, not a curated record.
CUUCACGGGCAGCCUGUUUUCGCUUCGCCUGUGGGAACAGAUAGAGUAGAUUUCGGCUCCUGGGGAGGCGUGGAGCUCAGUAUUUCUUACUCAGUGUUAGAACGCGUCUCUUUCUCCUCGUUUUCCAUCUAGGGGCCCAAGGGAGGCCUUGCUCACGCCCACUUGGGCCGGCAUCUGCUGGAGCCACCCUCGCCGGCCGCUCCUGGUCGGGCCAGCCGCUGCGAGGCCCCUCCCCGCGGUCCUGCGGGUGUCAUUGGCGAAUGACCCGAGCCGCCGGAGCCUGUACCUGAGCCGCGAUCAUGACUUCUGGCUGUGCGGGCCUCGCUGCCGCCGCCCGUCUCCUGGCGCGCCCCUUUCUCCUGAAGCAGAAUGGAGUCCGGCAUUGCGCCUACACUGCCUCGAGGAAAAAUCUCUACAUCGAUAAAAACACAAGGAUUAUUUGCCAAGGUUUCACUGGCAAGCAGGGUACCUUUCACAGCCAGCAGGCGCUGGACUAUGGCACGAACUUAGUCGGAGGAACAACGCCGGGGAAAGGAGGCAAGACGCAUCUGGGCCUGCCUGUCUUCAACACUGUGAAGGAGGCCAAGGAGCAGACCGGAGCCACGGCGUCCGUGAUCUACGUCCCUCCUCAGUUUGCUGCCGCUGCGGUGAAGGAGGCGGUGGAGGCCGAGAUGCCCCUCGUCGUGUGCAUCACAGAAGGGAUCCCCCAGCAGGACAUGGUGCGCGUCAAGCACGCCCUGAUGCGCCAGGGGAAGACCAGACUCAUCGGCCCCAACUGUCCCGGAGUCAUCAACCCUGGGGAAUGCAAAAUCGGCAUCAUGCCUGGCCACAUUCACAAGAAAGGAAGAAUUGGUAUUGUGUCUAGAUCUGGUACCCUGACCUAUGAAGCAGUUCAUCAGACAACUCAAGUUGGCCUGGGCCAGUCGUUGUGUAUUGGGAUUGGUGGCGACCCCUUUAAUGGAACAGAUUUUAUUGACUGCCUCGAUGUCUUUCUGAAAGAUCCAGCCACAGAAGGUAUCAUCCUGAUUGGCGAGAUCGGUGGCAAUGCUGAAGAAAACGCAGCAGCAUUUUUGAAAGAACACAAUUCAGGUCCGAAUGCCAAACCUGUUGUGUCCUUCAUUGCCGGCCUGACUGCUCCUCCAGGAAGGAGAAUGGGUCAUGCUGGGGCCAUCAUUGCCGGGGGCAAAGGGGGAGCGAAGGAGAAGAUUGCCGCCCUCCAGAACGCCGGGGUGGUCGUCAGUAUGUCCCCUGCCCAGCUGGGCAGCACCAUAUACAAAGUGAGUGCCCUGGGCCACUCAUGUAGUGACUCUAGAUUGCUGCGCUUAGCAGCUGGGCCCCUUUGGCCUUGGAAAACCAGCGUUUUCUCUCCUUAUCUAAUCCCUUUUCUCCCAUUCAGGUACCAGUUAGUUCAUUGAGGUUGAGGAUGCCAUUAACAUUCUGGUCGGGCAUGACCACAAAUAAUUUCUGAGCACAGAUUGUGUGGGACCCGGGUUUGCCCGUUGGCAUAGGAGGCUGCGAGAUAGGAGGCCCCAAGAGAGCCCCACAGACUCCUCGCCAAGGGUGGACUCCUGGGGGGCUGCAGACAGCUGAAAGGAGUCAGAAAGGGCAUCCCAGGGGUCAUAGAUGUCAGUCUGGAUGGGACCUCAGAGGUCAUCUAGUCAGUUUUCUGGGUGAGGAGAUCGAGGAUUAGCUAAGUUGAAUGGCUUGGUCAAGAUGCUGAGCAAGAGUGUGGGAGUGGGGCUGGGCACUGACCUGCAGGGAGCUUCCUCCGGCCCCCUUGGCAGGCUGCUGGCCGUUGAGCCCUGCCUGGAGGUUAGAUGCUGUCGUUAGCCUAGCGGAGGGCGUUUGAGGGAGAAUGGCAGAGGGCAGAGGCGCAGACCUGGCAGGGAGGCAGAGGUUACUUCUGGGCGGAUGGCCAUAGAUUUUCACUUUGUGUUGGAGUGUGACAGCGAGUUAAGUGUCAGCACUCGAUGGGCUUGGUGGUGAUGAGGAGGAUUCCUGUCGCCAUCAUCUGCCUUGGGAGGCUCUUCUCUUUGCUGCCAGGGCUCUGGUUUCCUUAUGGGUGUUCUCAGGCUCUUGUUUUUUUCUCUCUUCCUCAGAACCCUGGGCUGUAAAAGGUCCCAAGGAGCCUGACUUGCCAGUGUUCCCUGCCCGCUCUGUUCUAGUGAGGGGAAGGCAGGAGCCUCUGGGUGGGGAGCCUUUUCCAUAAUAUUCUGAGAACAGCCUGGACUGUUUCUCUAGGGCCUUGUACACAGUAGAGGCUUAAUAAAUGAUCAGUCCCCGAGUUUUAGCUGUGGUCAAGGCAAGCCAGGGGUAAAAGCCUUUUUUAAGGCUAACUUGAUUCUCUUUCUUGACCUUGUCUAUGGGCGAGAGUGAAAUAAUCUCUGGUUUUCCUGUCGUCCUGCCAAACAGGCUUCUAUUGAUUGUCACCCUGUUUCAGAGGGACCUUGAUGGUUAGAGAGCAGUCGAAGGGACAGAGUCUAUGGGAGGGGAUGGGGGGGGGGGAGGAAGGAAGCAGAGGAAGGAGGGAGAGAGAGAGGGAGGGAGGAAGGAAGAAGAAGGGAGGGCUGGCCUCCUGGCCAUGCUUGAGCCAGUGACAGAGCCUGUGCUAUCAGCUUGCUCCAGCAGGUGGCAGCAGAAGCCUUGGGAUUUCACAGGCUUCGCCUUCCCAUGGAUGUCCAUGAAAAGCAAUUUCCGAGCCUCCCUUUGAAGUGUUUUCCUCUAGCCUGGAGGAAAUCUGAAUUUUGUUUUGCCCCCUGGCGUGCUUCGCUCACCUGACUGGGACUAGUGAGGGCCAGUCACUUGUCACCUCAAAAAGGCCCCUCCGUCUAGCAGGUGCAGGGAGAGGGGGGCUGACAGGGCGGCGUGGGGCGGAGGCUGCAGCUCCUCCCUGCACUUUGGCUCUGAAGGCCCUGGCGGUGAGCCGGUUCUGAAUCCUGCUGGCCGGGCGCUCACUCGGGUCUCUGUGUCUCUUCUUUUCCCUCCCCAUUCUCCUGUCUCUGAAGGAGUUUGAGAAGAGGAAGAUGUUAUGAAAGUGAGAGAAAAGCCUUGGAAUGAAUCACUGUAGAAAUGUGAACCAGCAAUUGCCGGCACCCGCAUAGCUGUUGUCUACUCGGCGUCUGCCUCACGACGGCCUCCCUGUGUGGCAGGAAGCUCGGGGUGACCUCCGGGUCGGCCUCCAUUCAGAUGUAUUUUCCUGAUUGUAUAUCAGAGUCAUAAUAAAUCUUUUAUUUGAUUGGAA